GCGUGGAGCGGGCUCUCCCAGCUGCGGACCGGACCCUGCAGUAGUAGCUCGAGCUGGCACCGAGAGCGCAACUCCUCGUCCGGUCGCCUCCACGCACCCUACAGUCCUGUCGUUCACCGAGAUGGUUGGAGCCUAGCCGAUGAAUUUGGGGAAGAUAGACCUCCGAGACAGACAGACGGAGGUUUAGGGCCCAGCAGAGGACAGCUCGGCAAUGGCUCCCAUUUUUGGAGACGCAGGCGAAUUUGAGCUCAUGGGGAGGUGUGGUCGGCUCCUCUUGAGACAGAAUGGGGGCUUCAAUUCUCUGCCUCUGUAGCCAGUGCUUCUGAGGAGUGAAUGCAGUGUAUGGAGCAGGGCACGUGCCUUCCCUUCUUGAAAACUUGACCCGGGACAUGUUAGGAACAAAAGGUGUCCAGGACGGCCCUCUGUUGCAAGUCGUCUUUACUUCUGGGGGAAAGGCUAUGAGCUAGGUGGCUUCUCAUGACGGGGAAGCCUCCCUUACCUUUUCUGUACUCCUGGAGGGGCGUCUUGCUCACUUGUUUACCAGCAUCUGGGACAAAGAAGAGAAAAGAAAUGAGCCGUCAGACUGCAACAGCAUUACCUACUGGAACCUCAAAGUGUACACCAUCCCAGAGGGUACCUGCCCUGACUGGCACAACUGCGUCCAACAAUGACUUGGCGAGUCUUUUUGAGUGUCCGGUCUGCUUUGACUAUGUGUUACCACCCAUUCUUCAGUGUCAGAGUGGCCAUCUUGUUUGUAGCAACUGUCGCCCAAAGCUCACAUGUUGUCCAACUUGCCGGGGCCCGUUGGGAUCCAUUCGCAACUUGGCUAUGGAGAAGGUGGCCAAUUCAGUACUUUUCCCUUGUAAAUAUGCCUCUUCUGGAUGUGAAAUAACUCUGCCACACACAGAAAAAGCAGACCAUGAAGAGCUCUGUGAGUUUAGGCCUUAUUCCUGUCCGUGCCCUGGUGCUUCCUGUAAAUGGCAAGGCUCUUUGGAUGCUGUAAUGCCACAUCUGAUGCAUCAGCAUAAGUCUAUUACAACCCUACAGGGAGAGGAUAUAGUUUUCCUUGCUACAGACAUUAAUCUUCCUGGUGCUGUUGACUGGGUGAUGAUGCAGUCCUGUUUUGGCUUUCACUUCAUGUUAGUCUUGGAGAAACAGGAAAAAUACGAUGGUCACCAGCAGUUCUUUGCGAUUGUACAGCUGAUAGGAACACGCAAGCAAGCUGAAAAUUUUGCUUAUCGACUUGAGCUAAAUGGUCAUAGGCGGCGAUUGACUUGGGAAGCCACUCCUCGAUCUAUUCAUGAGGGAAUUGCAACAGCCAUUAUGAAUAGUGACUGCCUAGUCUUUGACACCAGCAUUGCACAGCUUUUUGCAGAAAAUGGCAAUUUAGGCAUCAAUGUAACUAUUUCCAUGUGUUGAAAUGGCAAUCAAACAUUUUCUGGCCAGUGUUUAAAACCGUUGCAUUCAAUUUCACAGAGAAUAAGGCACCUGUCUGCCUACCAACCAGAAGCUUUUGGUAGGUGGAAGCUAGACACAUGAAGGUAAAUAAAAGGAAAGGCUGUUAAAUACAGGAAACAGUUGCAUGUAGUAACACUAAUAUAUUUAAAAAUAAGUCAACAGUAAACCACUGAAAAAAAAAAUAUAUAUAUACACCCAAGAUGGGCAUCUUUUGUAUUAAGAAAGGAAGCAUUGUAAAAUAAUUCUGAAUUUGUGUUUGUUGUAGAUCGAGUGUACUGUUAAAAAAUAUUGGGUUCUUGUUUUUUGUUUUGUUUUUGUGUGUGUGUGUGUGCGUGCGUGAGUGUGUGUGUGUGUUUGGGUUUUUUUUUUCCUUUAACUGACAAGCCAUGUUGAGUGGUCUUGGACCACUGCUUUUCCCCUAUGUGAGUCAAUACAUAGUGCUGCUGUGUGUGUAUAUUUUUUUGUGUGUAUUUGCUAAUUUUUAUUAAUUCUAGUUUUUCAUUAAAUAAAUUUGACUUUCUUUUCUGUAAUUCAGGUUUUUCCUCACUUUUUUUUGUACCUUUUUAAAGUUAGUGUCUUUUUGAUAUGCAUAAUUGUUUAUGGUAAAAUUUAUACAUGUGUUCAAUACAUAUUUUCUUUUCCCCCCAUUAAUCAGUUCAUUAGCAAUAUUUUAAAUUCAACUAUUUUGUGAAGAUAAGAGUUUCAGAAAGGAAAGGUAACAUUGGAAGAAUUAUCAGAAGCUAUUUAAAGCAGCUAUAAAGUGAUCUCUCUCUCUUUCUCUCUUUUCUCCAGUUGAGUCAUACCUUCAGACUUAUUCUUUGUAAGGUUAGGGAGUACUGAUUUUUUUUUUUUUUUUUUUUUUUAAUACUGGAAAAAAAAAAUCAGGCUCUCCCCCUCCCCCCAAAUACCUUGGACAAAUCACAUAUGUUUAAAAUUUGUUCUUGUAUUUAUUCGUUUUGCAAAAGAAGGCAUCGUCUCACACAGUAUUUGUAAUUAAAAGCAAGUCAUUUGUUUAAAAAAAAGAGGCAGUUUGCAAAAAAAAUGUUUUUGGUCUUUUAUAAUUCUCAUUAAAAGAAUAUCUGGCAAAUUAAAAACUCUUACGUGU
This is a messenger RNA of Physeter macrocephalus (sperm whale), 2563 nucleotides long. It is a transcript of the gene SIAH1, whose product is annotated as siah E3 ubiquitin protein ligase 1. NCBI's taxonomy places the organism in Eukaryota, Metazoa, Chordata, Mammalia, Artiodactyla, Physeteridae. The coding region runs from base 478 to 1419 and encodes 313 amino acids. Gene Ontology annotation, cellular component: cytoplasm. The transcript has 2 exons. The record is from RefSeq and is a predicted model, not a curated record. Gene Ontology annotation, biological process: multicellular organism development; proteasome-mediated ubiquitin-dependent protein catabolic process. Gene Ontology annotation, molecular function: ubiquitin conjugating enzyme binding; ubiquitin protein ligase activity; zinc ion binding.